This is a messenger RNA of Penicillium arizonense, 1440 nucleotides long. RefSeq lists its product as uncharacterized. The record is from RefSeq and is a predicted model, not a curated record. The coding region runs from base 1 to 1440 and encodes 479 amino acids. The transcript has 3 exons. Lineage: Eukaryota; Fungi; Ascomycota; Eurotiomycetes; Eurotiales; Aspergillaceae.
AUGCCACGAAGGUCGACACGAGCUCAACGACGACAAUCAAAACGUCCAAGUGCAUCAAAUCAGAUUGAUGUCGAGCAAGUAGAGCGAAAACAAUUUGAUUAUCGUGAUUCGUGCUUCAAGGGGCCGUUUCUUGUUCACCUCUGCGACUUGGACUUCGGACAAAGCGAAAAUCGACUAAUUGAAGACGGAAACAAUGUUACACGACUCACCCAGAUCCUAAAUAUCCAGGGCUGCUUACGAUUGAGCAGGGAGUUUCAUGUUCCAGUGGUAAUAGAUGCUGCAGACUGGCUUACCAAGGUCAAUUCACGAGAGCCAACAUUAGUGCGUGGCCUGCGUAUGGACCAACUCGAGAUUAGAUCGGACUAUACUCUACCAGCGCUAGACCAUGAGAACGUUAUUAUUGCAGCUCGCAAAAUGUUCAAAGAGCUCCAAAUCGAGGAUCCUUGGUGGGUAGCAGAUGUCUACGUCACAGGAGCGAAUAAUGACCUGGCUCUUCGUGGCGAAUUGGUGCGAAGCCUGCAAGAGAGCUUCCCGAAUGACCAGCGCCCUUCGGACGGACGAAUAUACCGAAAUAUUCGCUAUUAUCAAGGUAGCUUCACAGAUCUCCGCAAUGAGACUGCAGAAAGUUAUUGGUGGGCUCUCUUAGAGUCCGAGCCUGGAAGUCGAAAGGGAGAUUAUCUGCGCACUCUCCCAGAGAGCUUGCAAAUGGCCUUUGAUGCUCUCCUUCCCAUAACUGGUAUAUGGGCCGGUAUGAGCAUUGGCGUUUUGCAUAAAUUGAAAGCUAUGAAAUGCGAUGAGGAUAUUCUGUAUCUGGAUGUCGGGCAAUGCGUCAUGCGACAACUGUGUUUUGCACCGCCCAAUGGGAACAGUACCAUUGACGAGGUCCUGAGAAGUCAAUGCAGUGGGUUCACUUCCGGUUUGUUAUCUAGAUCUUACUGGGAGCAAACAGUACAAAACGAGCAGCUCCAGGAUCUUUGGCGGUUCAGUUUUCAGUAUGCGUAUGAAUUAACCCCUAAGAGGGACCACCACCGUCGUGUUCCACGAAAGAAUAGGGACAAGAAACGUGCCUUCUUUAUAAGUGCCAACGAAGAAUUGAAUGGCAUUCCGUCGUUGCUACUUCUACGCCAUUUCCUUGUGCUGGCUCGAGGUUACGAUUUUGAAGUUCCCAUAAGCGAAGGGGAUCCAUUAAGCGAAGCUAGUGAUCUUCCCCGCCCACAUCCAUGCGACUUUCCCCCAAACGGCUACGACGAUGUAGAGACCGAGCGACGGUCCGGGAGACCAUUCACAGACUCUGUGCAUGCUGACAGAUUUGCCCUUUCUAGAGAAGCUUUGGGACAAAAUUGGGAUUUCGGGCGGGUCAGCGCAGGCUUUGUGCGUCGGUCGGUAUUUCGAGCAUUCUUUUCAUACCUUAACGCUGGCAUCGCCGAAAGCCCGCAUUAA